This is a messenger RNA of Cygnus atratus (black swan), 627 nucleotides long. Its product is annotated as hepatic lectin-like. Bases 1 to 627 code for a protein of 208 amino acids. The record is from RefSeq and is a predicted model, not a curated record. The transcript is spliced from 6 exons. NCBI's taxonomy places the organism in Eukaryota, Metazoa, Chordata, Aves, Anseriformes, Anatidae.
AUGGACGAGGAACAUCUCCACGAUGACCUGCACAUCUUUAAAGACAGAAGCUUCUUCCAGCAGAAGCUGAGGUCCUUUCUCACGAUCUACCUUCUGCUGGCGCUCUCCUUCUUGCUGAUGAUCACCCUGUUUGCGGUGUCGCUCUCCAGAGUUUCUGCCGUCUCUUCUAAACUCAACGAGGUGCACACAGAGAAGAAACUGAACUUUUCCAACAGGGAUUCCCUCUUGUUUCCCUGCGGACCUGAAGCCAGGGAGUGGGAAUACUUCGAUGGCAAAUGCUACUACUUCUCCAUAGACAGAAUGAGCUGGUACAAGGCAAAGACCCAGUGCGAGGAGAUGCACUCGCGCCUGGCCAUCAUUAACAGCUUCGCCAAGCAGAAUUUUGUCAUGUUCAGGACAAGGAAUGAGCGCUUCUGGAUUGGGCUGACGGACGGGAACUCGGAAGGGGAGUGGGAAUGGAUCGACGGGACCGACUACAAGAGCACGUUCACAUUCUGGAAGGAGGGCGAGCCCAACAACAGCGGCAACAACGAGGACUGCGCCCACGUCUGGACCUCUGGGCAGUGGAACGACGUCUACUGCACCUUCGAGUGCUACUACCUCUGCGAAAAGCCUGUGCCCAACUGA